AUGGGUGAUAGCCCCAAAGAUUUUAAGAGGAAACACAAGGUGGACAUUAGUGAUAGCCCCAAAGCUCUUAGGAGGCUAAGAACUGCUUGUGAGAAAUCAAAGCAUAUUCUUUCUUCUGCAAUUGAGACGGACAUUGAAGUCGAUUCUUUGUAUAAAGGUAUUGAUUUCUCUUCAACUAUUACCCGUGCCAAAUUUGAGGAACUCAACAUGGAUUUGUUCAAGAAGUGUAUUGAUAUUGUGAAGAAGUGCUUGACUGACUCAAAGAUGGUCAAGAAUUGUGUCCAUGAUGUUGUUGUUUUGGGUUGUUCUUCCAGAAUUCCUAAGGUGCAACAGUUGUUGCAAGACUUCUUCAAAGGAAAGGAGCUUUGUAAGAGCAUUAAUCCAGAUGAGGCUGUGGCUUAUGGAGCCGUUGUUCAAGCUACUAUCUUGACUGGUAAAGAUAAUGAGAAACUGUUAGAUAUCAUGCUCUUAGAUGUCAUCCCUUUGUCUCUUGGCAUGUUAACUGAUCCUACGAAAGAUAUGUCUGUUUUGGUUCCAAGAAAUUCUUCCAUUCCUGCCAAAAAGGAGGGAAACAUCACCACCAAAUGUGACAACCAAACUUCUAUUAUCAUCCCAGUUUACAAGGGUGAGAAAGCAAGAGCUACGGAUAACAAGUUCUUGGGGGAAUUUGUGCUUCAUGGUAUUCCUGCAGCAGCCAAGGGUGUUGCUCAGGUAAAAGUUUGCUUUGAUAUUGAUGCUAAUGGUAUCUUGAAUGUUUUUGCUGAGGAGAUUACCACUGGCUCGAUGAGUAAGAUCACCAUCACUAAAGAUAAGUUAAGUCUGUCCGGUGAAGAGAUUGAGAGGAUUGUGAAGGAUGCAGAGACAUACAAGGCUAAAGAUGAUGAACACAGGAAGAAGUCUAAUGCUAGGAAAGCUUUGGUGGACUAUGCUUGCAGGGUGAGGAAUACUAUCAAUGAUGAGAAGAUUGGUGCCAAGGUUGACCCUGAAUGUAAGAAAAAGAUUAACGAUGCUAUUGAACAGGUAUUUCAGUGGUUAGAUGACCAUGAGCUCCUGGAUUCAGGACUCUAUGAAGACAAGCUAAAAUUGGUCCAAAGUGUUUGCAAUCCCAUUAGUACGUAUUUGAGGCAGCCCCCAAAAAGUUUCUAG
This is a messenger RNA of Quercus robur (English oak), 1146 nucleotides long. Its product is annotated as heat shock 70 kDa protein 4-like. Gene Ontology annotation, molecular function: heat shock protein binding; ATP hydrolysis activity; misfolded protein binding. Bases 1 to 1146 code for a protein of 381 amino acids. Gene Ontology annotation, biological process: cellular response to unfolded protein; protein refolding. The record is from RefSeq and is a predicted model, not a curated record. NCBI's taxonomy places the organism in Eukaryota, Viridiplantae, Streptophyta, Magnoliopsida, Fagales, Fagaceae. Gene Ontology annotation, cellular component: cytoplasm. The transcript is spliced from 2 exons.